Molecule: messenger RNA, 2060 nt
Organism: Fomitiporia mediterranea MF3/22
Lineage: Eukaryota; Fungi; Basidiomycota; Agaricomycetes; Hymenochaetales; Hymenochaetaceae
Exons: 7
Coding region: 62-1945 (627 amino acids)
Source: RefSeq, a predicted model, not a curated record
GGAACACGCCCUUUUCUUCUUUCUUUCAUCCCAUUCACCUUCCUCUCCGUGCUCCCGGUCAAUGAGCUCGGACAGACCCCAGUCGUCCUCCGGGACAUCCAGACGACUCAGCUGGAUCAACUGGUACUCCACUUCUAAGGACAGGGACAGAGACAAGGACAGAGACAGAGACAGAGACAGAGACAGAGACGCCCGCGCCACUCUCGCAAGCCCGCCAGAGGGCAAGGAGGUUGUCGAUUACAACUCGGGCAGUACCGACCCUUCCACUCAUUCGCCCGUCGGAGGCGGGCUCCCUUUCACUCGUUCUUCUUCCUCCUCUGCCUUGAGUGCUUCCUCCCAUCCGUCCGAAUACAAUGCUGACAGACCAUCUACUCUCAGUCGGCGAUUCAGCACCAAUAGUGUUAUGUCGAAGCAGGAACUCGAUCAGGAAGCAUCCAAGAUCAUUAUGAACGCCGCUGAGCGUACGGCUUCGCGUGAGCCUCCUCAGACCCCCCAAGCGUCCCGCUCGACGGGUGGAUUCAGUAGGAAGUCAUUCACAUCCAUGAUGGGUGGCUUAGGCGGUCUAUCGGCGCUGUCUCUUACGCGUAACAGCACUGACGACAAAGAUCGAGGUCGAUCACGGACCAAGGACAGCAAUAAGCCUCGAUCAUCUUCGGCCGUUUCAGACAAAUCGGUCGACGAACAAGACGCAGGCGUUCCGAGCCGGGCUCGCAGCGCCUCUCCCUUCCGCCGCAGGAAGCUGUUUUUGCGCGAUCCCUCACCGUCCGUCGAGGCACUCAAGCUUUCGCAAUCGGACGUGGAGUCGGAUUACGAGGGCGGUACGCCUACGCGCAAGACCAUUCGUCCCCGAAAUGCGUUUUCGCAGUCCUUGGAAGCUUCGGAUGACGAAUCCGCCGAUGAUGCCGAAGACGAGGGCGACUCGGAUGAGUCGUGGAGUGACAAUGAUAACUUCGAUCCCAUAACUAUUCAGAAUACCAAUCAAAACUCACUCGUCCCCGAGCCCUCAGAGAUAGACAUGUUAGAUGGUCCUGAUCCCCUUGGCGAAGGAGUCAAUAUCGUUAUCCCUCCUGAGCCAUACUUCCCAAGUACUCUCAAUGCGAGUGGCAGCAGGAAUCCUCGUCGAAAAAAAUCGACCAAGCAUGUUGCGUUGCCGCUUACGACUGGCAGACCAGAAUUCAAGCGCGAUCGCUGCACUAUUACUCUCGUUCAAGGCGAUCCCGACCAUGAACUUGAAACGGGCAACCGUCGUCCCAAGCGUUACAUUGUUGGGAGCGACUUGAGUGACGAGAGUCGUUAUGCAGUUGAAUGGUGUAUUGGGACUGUACUGAGGGACGGCGACGAAAUGAUUCUUGUUUCGGUCGUCGAGAACGAAGCCAAAGUUGACCCUCCAAAUCCUAACCCCACUGACCGUGUUUCAAAGCUGCGGAAUCAGCAGGAGCGUCAAGCGCUUGUGUAUAUACUCGUCCGUCAGGUUGUUGGUCUGCUACAGAGGACGAAACUCCAUGUAACAGUCAUCUGUCAAGCCUGGCACGCGAAAAACGGUCGACAUAUGCUACUCGAUAUUGUCGAUUACGUUGAGCCGACUAUGCUUAUAGUGGGCUCGCGUGGGAGGGGACAGAUUAAAGGUAUACUCUUGGGUUCAACGUCGCAUUACCUAGUUCAGAAAUGUUCGGUCCCUGUCAUGGUGGCCCGGCGUCGUUUGAGGCGCCCUGCCCGUCGCUCUGCUCACCUCUCAAAGCAUCGUGCUCGCAAGACUCUCGCAGAGGCUGCCAUGGUCGAGCGUGUCACUCCAAGGGUUGACCGUGAGGUUGAGAACAUGCGUGAUGAGCUACAGAGGGAUGAUGAUCGCAGAGAAAGUCAUGAUAUUGGUGAAGUCGGCGACGAUGAAGAGACGGAACAUGAGGUUGAAACCACGCCGAUCGGCGAGAAGGUCGCUGGCGACUGAGUUUGCAGUGAAGCAGGAAUAGGACAGGAGUGUAAAGUUAAGUUUACUGUAUAAUUAAACAACUAUAAGUGUAUAGAAUACAGGAAUGGAUGCAGUGCUGCAAAGCUAGGAACAC